GAAAGUUCACCAUCUUCACUUGAGCACGAGAAUAAAGAUUACGCGAUCUUCAUCUUCCGAACUUUGUUCCUCUACGUUGGGAAAAAGCAAUUCCCAAUGAUAAACGACCUCCUCUCCCUAUUCUCUCUCUUCAUUAAAGAGCUAGGGCUUUAAAGAAAUUUAACAAAAAAAAAAAAAAAUCAAGGAAAAAGUAAUGGAGAUCCUCUCCAGCCUUGAACCCUGCAGCCCUCUCCCUUUCACGCGUCCAAAACCCACCUCUUUUUGUGCAAUCCCUUCAAAAAACAGCGUGAUUUUCUGUAGGUUUUCAAGAAUCCAAACUGACCCUAAUCUCAAUUUGAGACGCUCGAUUAACGUCCAGAAACAGCAGAUGGUUCGGAGGAAUUUCGUCGUGAGAUCGGAAAUCGCUGCGACGGGCUCCCCUGAAAGCGUGCCGUAUCCAAUAAAAGAGUUUCAAUUGGGUUCGAAACUCAGGGCGAUUUGCUUCUAUACUGUGACCGCAACCACUGCAAUCCCUUUGUUUAUGCUGAUGGCUUUGGUGCACCCUAUUGUGAUGCUUUUCGAUCGAUAUCGGAGAAGAGCUCAUCAUUUGAUUGCUAAGGUUUGGGCUUCGGUCUCGAUUGCGCCAUUUUAUAGAUUUGAGAUGGAGGGUUUGGAGAAUUUGCCUUGUUGGGACGUUCCUGCUGUUUAUGUGUCGAAUCAUCAGAGUUUUUUGGAUACAUAUACACUUUUGACACUUGGGAGGAACUUCAAGUUUAUUAGCAAGACGAGCAUUUUUGUUAUUCCGAUUGUUGGAUGGGCAAUGUUUCUUAUGGGAUUGAUUCCUUUGAGGAGGAUGGAUAGUAGGAGUCAGUUGUGCGUGGAAUUGUUGAAAAAGGGGGCAUCUGUAUUUUUCUUUCCAGAGGGAACUCGGAGUAAGGAUGGGAAGUUAGGUUCAUUCAGGAAAGGUGCAUUCAGUGUUGCUGUAAAGACUGGAGUACCUGUUGUGCCGAUUACCCUUUUGGGAACCGGAAAUCUAAUGCCUUCAGGAAAGGAGAGUGUAUUGAAUUCUGGCUCUGUGAAAGUCAUUAUGCACAAGCCUAUAAGAGGUACAAAUGCAGAUGCAUUGUGCAGUGAAGCUAGGAAUGUGAUAGCAGAUACACUUGUUCUACAUGGUUAUGGGGUGCACAAUAUUGAGUAAUUGCAUUGUUUUUCUCAUUUCUAAGCUCUUUAGCUUAGAUCUGUGAUGCGGAGAUAUAAUUUGAAAUCAAGGUACAUGUUUCGUUCUUACUGUCUGUUCUUUUUCCCCCUUCCUGUAAACAAAUUAUAGUUGAGCAAAUUUAGUCGGAAGAAUACAUUUUUGUGUGAAAAACCAUAAGAUCACAAAUUUGAAGCAAAUGAGAAGUGUGCUGAAUAAGGUUUAUUA
This is a messenger RNA of Asparagus officinalis (garden asparagus), 1402 nucleotides long. Its product is annotated as 1-acyl-sn-glycerol-3-phosphate acyltransferase 1, chloroplastic. Bases 194 to 1177 code for a protein of 327 amino acids. The record is from RefSeq and is a predicted model, not a curated record. Gene Ontology annotation, biological process: phosphatidic acid biosynthetic process. Gene Ontology annotation, molecular function: 1-acylglycerol-3-phosphate O-acyltransferase activity. NCBI's taxonomy places the organism in Eukaryota, Viridiplantae, Streptophyta, Magnoliopsida, Asparagales, Asparagaceae. The transcript has 5 exons.